Messenger RNA from Strongylus vulgaris, 387 nucleotides. Lineage: Eukaryota; Metazoa; Nematoda; Chromadorea; Rhabditida; Strongylidae. The record is from the annotation of a GenBank genome assembly.
UUGGAAAACUUCAAGUCUUGGGAGAUAACAGAGCCAUUCGUUGAUGACGGGCGAUUUAUAUCAGCGUCAUCCGUGGCAGUCUUUUACAAGAAUCAGCUGCUGAUUGGAUCCCCAGAAGAGCAUCUGUAUAAUUCUACGAAUCAAAUGUUAAUACUUCAAUCUCACACAUAUCGAGCUCGCAAAUGUCAGUUACGGAACUGGUCAUCAUUGAAAGCUAUUAGGCUCAGACAUCAUGAGCCCUUCACCUAUCGUGCGGAUCGCAACUUUGUUAUGAAUAAAAAUGCCAAAAUAAAGAAUGCGUUAUGGUAUGGGUUUAAUAAGAGCUUUGAAGCCAUUGGAGAAAUUUAUGCUUGGCAGCAUUGUACAAGCCCAACCCAAAAGCUUUGA